Molecule: messenger RNA, 410 nt
Organism: Budorcas taxicolor (takin)
Lineage: Eukaryota; Metazoa; Chordata; Mammalia; Artiodactyla; Bovidae
Product: spleen trypsin inhibitor I
Exons: 3
Coding region: 1-318 (105 amino acids)
Molecular function (GO): serine-type endopeptidase inhibitor activity
Source: RefSeq, a predicted model, not a curated record
AUGAAGAUGAGCCGUCUCUGCUUCUCCAUAGCCCUUCUGGUCCUCCUGGGCACCCUGGUGGCUGGCAUUCCAGGGUGGGACACCAGCAACCAGGCCAAAGCCCAACGGCCUGACUUCUGCCUACAGCCUCCGUAUACGGGUCCGUGCAAGGCCAGAAUGAUCAGAUACUUCUACAAUGCCAGGUCCAGGUUCUGCAAGACCUUUAUAUAUGGUGGCUGCAAGGCUAAGAGUAACAAUUUCAAGAGUGAGGAGGACUGCAUGAGGACCUGUGGUGGUGAUAUUGGGCCUUGGGAGAACCUGCGAACUGUGCUCCCCUGAGAUGCUGAAGUAUGAGGAGGACCCACCCAAGGCUGGCCUCUAGCUACUUCUGAAAAAUUUCAGCCUCCUUUUCUUUCUUCUCAACCCUCCCC